Messenger RNA from Mustela lutreola (European mink), 589 nucleotides. Its product is annotated as ragulator complex protein LAMTOR5. The record is from RefSeq and is a predicted model, not a curated record. The coding region runs from base 43 to 318 and encodes 91 amino acids. The transcript has a single exon. NCBI's taxonomy places the organism in Eukaryota, Metazoa, Chordata, Mammalia, Carnivora, Mustelidae. Gene Ontology annotation, molecular function: guanyl-nucleotide exchange factor activity. Gene Ontology annotation, cellular component: lysosome; Ragulator complex; cytoplasm. Gene Ontology annotation, biological process: cellular response to amino acid stimulus; positive regulation of TORC1 signaling.
CAGGAGGUGUUGAGUUGCGGGAUCCCGGACCGGGCUGGCGGCAUGGAGGCCACCUUGGAGCAGCACUUGGAGGAUACAAUGAAGAAUCCAUCCAUUGUUGGAGUCCUGUGCACAGAUUCACAAGGACUUAAUCUGGGCUGCCGUGGGACCCUGUCAGAUGAGCAUGCCGGGGUGAUAUCUGUUCUAGCCCAGCAAGCAGCUAAGCUGACCUCAGACCCCACUGAUAUCCCUGUGGUAUGUCUAGAAUCAGAUAAUGGGAACAUCAUGAUCCAGAAACACGAUGGCAUCACGGUGGCGGUGCACAAGAUGGCCUCCUGAUGGCUCAUGGCGGUUCUCCAGCAGCCUGUCGUCGGGGCUCGAUCCCGCCUGUGUAAAUUAUCUUAGACAACUACACCAGUCCCAAUAGUCAGGCCAUUUAUUUCGUGUGCAUUGGGCACUUUUCUCUUAAUUUUAGAGUAAGCUUCUUUUGGACACUCAAUGGACUGACUUAUCCAAAUAUUAGUAAGAAAGGAUCAUGUUUUGAAGCAGCAGGUCCCAGUCACUUUGUACAUAGAAUUUUCUUACAUUCAAUAAAUCUGGUCAGAGGAAA